This is a messenger RNA of Zasmidium cellare ATCC 36951, 930 nucleotides long. RefSeq lists its product as uncharacterized. The record is from RefSeq and is a predicted model, not a curated record. The coding region runs from base 1 to 930 and encodes 309 amino acids. The transcript has 2 exons. NCBI's taxonomy places the organism in Eukaryota, Fungi, Ascomycota, Dothideomycetes, Mycosphaerellales, Mycosphaerellaceae.
AUGUCCAAGCCCCUCCUCGUCAUCUUCGGCAUCACAGGCCAACAAGGCUCCUCCCUAGCCACCCACAUCCUCACCGACCCGCUCCUCUCCAAAACCUACUCCCUCCGAGGCAUCACCCGCGACCCAAGCAAACCCGACGCCCAAGCCCUCCAAUCCCGCGGCGUGGAGCUGGUGAAAUGCGACCUCGACGACCGCGCCUCCAUCCGCGCCGCCCUGCAAACCGCCCACACCGUCUUCGCCAUGACGGCCACGAUGUACAAGCCCGGUGGCAUGGAGCAGGAGCUCGCGCAGGGGAAAGCCAUCGCGGACGAAGCGGUGGCUGCUGGGGUGCAGUUUUUCGUUUAUAGCGCUGUGCCUUCGCCGAGGAAGAUUUCGAGGGGGAAGUAUCUUGUGGAUUCUUUUGAUAUUAAGGAUGAUGUGAAGGAUUAUAUCGAGGGGUUGCCGUUGAGGAGUGCGUUCUUUUGGCCGGGGUCAUUCAUGCAAAACUUCCACGGAGAGUUGGCGCCACGGCCUGGUCCGGAUGGCUCUCUCGCAAUCACGAAUUUCGUCUCGCCUACAACCAAGUACCCCCUCAUCGACAUCGCCGGCGAUACAGGCAAAUUCGUUGGCGCGAUGCUAGCGGAGCCCGAUAAGUACGUUGGCAAGACGGUCUGCGCAGCAACUCGCACGUACACCAUGACGGAGAUGUGCGAGAUCAUGAGUCGAUCGUGUGGCAAGAACAUUGCGUACAAUCAGGUGCCCAAAGAUGUGUUCGCUGGCUUUGUCCCGGAGGCAAUUCGGGAGACGCUUUUGAAUAUGCUGGCGUAUUUCGAGGAGUUUGGAUAUUAUGGCCCCGAGACGGAGCAGCUGGUCGGUGUUGCGGCAAAUGGUGCCAGAAGAAAGCCGGUUGAGUUUGAGGAGUAUCUGAAGAGAGAUCCCCUGAAGGUCUGA